Cryptomeria japonica (Japanese cedar) is the source of this 663-nucleotide messenger RNA. RefSeq names its product suppressor protein SRP40-like. The record is from RefSeq and is a predicted model, not a curated record. Lineage: Eukaryota; Viridiplantae; Streptophyta; Pinopsida; Cupressales; Cupressaceae. The coding region runs from base 1 to 663 and encodes 220 amino acids. The transcript has 3 exons.
AUGGCGGAAGUGGGAGCAGCUGGCGGUAAUGGGCGAACUCAAAUUUCAAAUCCUCAGCAAGGCGGGAACCCUGGUUCCAAUGGUGGGAGCGGCCAGAUCAAAGUUACUGGUCCCAUAGGUGAUAAGGAUAAGCCUCUAGACAUCCCAAAGGCUGUUGUUGACUUACAGUCUGAUGGUACUCUGCCAGAGGAGACAGCGGGUUCAUCUGGGCUUCUGGGGGAAGGGUCCAAUGGGGGGCCCAUUCCAUGUGAUGACUCCGUUGACAGCGGAAGGGAAAAAAAGAAAUGUGGUGGCAGUUCUGAAGGCACUUCAGGAGGCAUUGCUACCAUCUGGAACCUUAAUACUGUUAAAGGUCAGGCCACUCAAAUUGCUCGUAUGCAGUCCUCUAUGGAUUCUGAUGAAGAGAUGUCUGAUUCUGCCUUUUCUGAGGAGGAGGAAUCCGAUAGUGACUCUUCAUCUGAUAAAGAGGACAAUUUUGAUGACUCAGAGUAUGAAAGUGAGAAGAAGAGGAAAUACAGAAAAAUAAGACCCUCUUCAUCCAAGGGCAAAAAGCCUCAAAGCAAACCCCUGACUAGCAUCUCUUUGGAAGGGGAGGAUUUAGAUGAUUCUGAGAAGGAGAACCCUAAAGGGCUGUUGAAGAAGAAAACAAAAAUCCAUACAUAG